Messenger RNA from Penicillium antarcticum, 285 nucleotides. RefSeq lists its product as uncharacterized. The record is from RefSeq and is a predicted model, not a curated record. The transcript is spliced from 2 exons. Lineage: Eukaryota; Fungi; Ascomycota; Eurotiomycetes; Eurotiales; Aspergillaceae. Bases 1 to 285 code for a protein of 94 amino acids.
AUGAAGUUCGUUCUUCCUGCUCUCGCCAUGUUCGCCUCUCUGGUUGCUGCAGAGAAUUGCCAAACGGGCCUCAACUACUGCUCUUUUACCCUGAUGGGCAAAGGUGACUACCACCAGCAGAUUCUCAAAGCCUUGGAUGAGGGCGGUGUCGACCCUGCUGUUGUCAAUUACGACUACUACCUCUACCACUGUGACGGCGGUAGCAACGGCGCAAUCAGUCUGAAUAAGGCCUGCCCUAAGGGAUGCCACGACGCCGGCAGCAACGAGUCUGACUCGUGUAUCUAA